GCUUUUGAGAAUGUGCAAGGGGAGUGUGUCUGCAGACAGAGGGCGCACAGAAAGAGAAAUAAAACCUGAUGCUGGAUCCGGAGUCCUCCAUCGUUCCCAACAUUCCCUUUCUAAUUUAGGCGGAGCAGAGUGAAAGGUCGGCUCUUCUGGUCACUGAUAGAGGGGCAGAGAAACGGGGAGAAAUAGAGAGAGAACGAUAGAAAAAGAAGUGAGAGAGUGAGCAAGUUUAGUGUUCGAAGGAAAAACAAGCGGUUCAACAUAAAACAAUAUAUAUGGUUUCAGCAACAAUUUGCUGUAGCUGAAACAAAGAUUCUCUAAACUUCUAGUUACUGUUACGGUUCGUGCGGACGGUCGAACCUUUUGUUUUGACCAGGUCAUUCUGUUGCAUUGAGGCAAAGAAGAUUUUAAAAAAAGGGUCUUGAUUUUUCCAGGUGUCCACAAAAAAAAGGCAGAAACCAGGACCUGUGAGAGCCACACUGUUUGAAAGAGUAAGAAGGCAUCUAUUUUUAUAUUAAAAUGUCUUCUAAAAUGUCCAGUUCAAACAACGUAUCUCAAGCAAGGAGGACAGUCCAACAGUUAAGAAUAGAAGCCAGUAUUGAGAGGAUAAAGGUUUCAAAGGCAUCUGCAGACCUUAUGCACUACUGUGGGGAACAUGCCAAGUACGACCCUCUGCUAAUGGGCAUCCCAGCGUCGGAAAACCCCUUCAAGGACAAGAAGCCUUGUACUAUAUUGUAGGGGACAACUGAACUUUGCUUUUUAAUGUGGUGGGUUUUUUUUAUAUAGACAAAAAACAGUUUAAAUAAUCUCAUUUUAUGUAGUCUUAAGGCAUCCUGGUACGUACUCUGUUUUAAGGUAAUUUUACAUGAUGAAAUAAUAACAUUCAUGUGUCCUUUUUUUUCUCUUUCUGUUUUAAUCUGCGUUAGCAGGGUGGGGGAGCACAAAACAAAACCAUACUAUAUAUAAAAUUAUAAUUAUAUAUAUAUAUAUAUAUAUAUAUAUAUAUAUAUAUAUAUAUAUAUAUUUAUUUAUAAUUUUGUGCCAGGUAAUGAAAGUUCUAUCAACAGUUAUCUGGAUGUUGUACUGGCUUAUAACAGGGUUUGAGGUCUGUGGUAUGCAGCAUAUACGUGCUCUGUCUGUUUGAGACCAAAGUUGCCUCAGAAUUUCCCUUUAUGUACAAUGAAGGAGGUUUUUAACAAGUACUUUUUUGUAUAUGUGCUUCUUUUUGACUAGAUUCUCCUUUUUUGCCAGCUGCUCCUUUUUAUAAUUGGUCAUUUAAAAAAUGUAUUUAGACAGGAGUACUACAAAGUUCAGAAAACCUAACCUUGCAUCCUGAAAUAUAUAUUGACAUUCUGUUGUAUUAAAGUGCUAAUUCUGUCAUUGGUUUUUUUUUUUUUUUUAUAAGAUUGUUCACAAUAUUUGCAUGUUAUACUUUCACCACUGGGAUUGUAUGCUUUUGACAGUCUUAUGACUGGUGGGGGGUGUGUGUUAAAGGGAGCCAAACACGGCACUGGAAUGCAAAACAGACACAUUUUCAAGUGCACUUUUGUUGAGGCAUACAGCUAUUGUGACAUCAGUAGUACUGGAUGACGUCGUAACUGCAUGUAGCCCUUUUUGUUUUCUGGGUGGACAGCCAGGAGUGUUAUACGAUGUAAGCUGAAUAGAGUGACAUCUAUUCAGAAGCUUCCUGGGAUGUCCAGUAAAUGUACAAAGAGCGGUCAGCAUAACUUCAGGAUGACGACUGUUUCUGUUUUGCAAAUCAGUUUUGUCCUUUUGCCCAAGCUCACGUUUCAUGUGCAUCACAAACUUUUACCACAGUUCACCACUUCACACAGAUUCUAAUCUCACGGAUGGUUAAAGGUUGCUCGGUUAUUUUUUAGGCCUGUAUUAAAAGGGUUAUAUAUUGCUUGAAUUUUACGGUACUGCCGCAUGACGACACAAAUUAAUCUUGCAUGUUGUUCCUAAUGCCUAAAUGCCAAUGCAGCCAUCUCUCUUUCGUAUAUAUUUACUGUAGAUUUUGAGUUGCCUGUUGCUCUUUUUGUCUGACACUGAAUAAACGUAUACCGUAUAAAAAGAAAUUGUGUAGUUCCAUAAAAGUUUAACGUUUUGAUUUAAUUGGAUAAGUCAUCGAUAUCCCGCUAGCACAAGACUCCGGGGUGAUAACGCUUCUAUUUUGUUAAUGUAGAGUCAUCACAAAAAUGUUGGGCUUUCCAUUAGUCUGGUAUUGAUGACUUAUCGGAGUUACGAAACAGUCCAAUAUAGAAAUACUGGUUUUAAAAGACAAGUGGUUAAUAACUUAGGAACCAACGUUUUUAAAAUGCAAACUGGAAACCCAGAUAUCUAACUGUAAAUAUAAUAUUACUGAGUGUGUUACAACAUCAGUAGGCAAGAGAGAAUAGAAGAACUUACAGGGCAGAACUUCUUCACAUACACACACUACCUCUUACCUUGGAGGUAAGCAAAGAGAAGGCCUUCUCCUAACAUAAUACUGUAAUAAAUGGCAAGGGCAGCAGCAUUGCCUUGCAUGUUAAGUUGGAAAUGCCUUCAAACAAGCAAAAGGAAGGAUUUUUCUGUUGUAGUAAUUAAUUAUUCAACAAUAGUAUUCCAUUUUGAGAUGAUGGAAAAUUAAUCUACGGUAUAUAUAUUUUUUAAUCUGUUUUGAUAGUUGUGAAGCUUAUGUGCCACAGUGCAACCAGCAUCUUUGUGCCAGCUAUACUCCUCUAACCAGUAUUGGCCUUGUUAAAGUGUGUGUCUGUUGUGGUAGAAUAGCACAGAGCAAUCAGGAGAGCAAUGUCUUGUAACUGAUCCACUUUUGCGAUUGCUCCAUAGCCAUAAAUGUGGUUUUGGCGAUGAUGAAAAUCAAGGUUAAUAACACUAAAAAGGAAGGAUUUGUUUUAGAUGCUAACAUGUUAUCAAAGUAUUGAAUUAUAUGAAGUUAUCUGGCCACUUUGAGCUGCAUAGAUUCACUGCUCAAUAUGGGCAGCAAAUGUCCCAUUUGAAAUGUGAUGGAAUCUUAAGUAGCAAUUUACUGCACACAAUGGUGUCUAACAAGUAGUACAGUGCAGGUGUGUACAGUAGAUCCAAUAGUUACUAAAUGCACUAGAUCAGCACAGUGAACCCUAUGGCAGCAGAACACUAUUAAAUAUAUGCUGCCAUAUUUAAGUGUUCAGUGUGUGGAUCUAGUAUAUGUCUACCAUUUGAAAUGUGGAUACAUGGUUCUCAUUGGCCCACCUAUUAAAAGCACUGCCCUCUGGGAGAGUCAUGCCAUGGUUAGAAUUGCCAACGAUGGCAUUCCUUAAAUCAGCAGUGGGCCGCUCACUUUAUAAUGGCACUGUACAUUAAGAUUUGUUUCUCUCUGCACAUGUUAUUGAAUGGUGGAGUGUCAAGCCACGUUACUGCCAGUGGCAUUACGUUGUAUAAAACCAGCUGUCAUUAAGCAACACCGGUAAAUCUAAAUGGCCAAAACUUCAGCCAAAGGACUGCAACCCUUUUACUGAAAAGUCUUUGUGUACAUCAUGCAAUAAUGCUUAGAAAGGUUCUCUACUUUGAGUGGUAUGAAACAAAUAAUGAAUUUCCAAGUCUUAAAAAAGUGAGUGUCUAAAUUGAUUGAUUGAGAAGCAGUUAAUGUAAGUAGAUUAUCAGCCCACCCCCCUUUCUAUUUGUUGGUUUGUCGAUAUGCAAAAAUAAAAAAUGGGCCAUUUUUUAUUCUAAGUCCUCAAAAUAUAUCUAAACAAGCCAAACUGCCAAUUAAUGUACUGCAAAAGUAGGAAUGAAGGCUUGAUGGCCAAAAAUGUGGAAACCUCUACAUGGCUGCUCCGAGUGUGACCAGCUGCCUAAGUGUGUUUCUAAACGUGUUCUCUGACGGUGUGCUAGGAGGCCUGAUUUCUUAUAUUGUGUAUUGAUUUUUCUUCUGCUUUCGUUCUGCUGUACUUGUUUAUAUUGCUUUGCUUGAGCUGGAUAACCCUGACUCCCUUUCCACAAUCGUGUUGCUGUGUUUAACAGUUUCAAUUCAAAAGUACAUAAACACCUUGCUUUUCUAUCAA
Molecule: messenger RNA, 4040 nt
Organism: Acipenser ruthenus (sterlet)
Lineage: Eukaryota; Metazoa; Chordata; Actinopteri; Acipenseriformes; Acipenseridae
Product: guanine nucleotide-binding protein G(I)/G(S)/G(O) subunit gamma-12-like
Exons: 5
Coding region: 517-735 (72 amino acids)
Biological process (GO): G protein-coupled receptor signaling pathway
Cellular component (GO): heterotrimeric G-protein complex
Molecular function (GO): G-protein beta-subunit binding
Source: RefSeq, a predicted model, not a curated record